Wallemia mellicola CBS 633.66 is the source of this 1537-nucleotide messenger RNA. Its product is annotated as ras-domain-containing protein. The record is from RefSeq and is a predicted model, not a curated record. Gene Ontology annotation, cellular component: recycling endosome. Gene Ontology annotation, molecular function: GTPase activity; GTP binding. Gene Ontology annotation, biological process: exocytosis. Lineage: Eukaryota; Fungi; Basidiomycota; Wallemiomycetes; Wallemiales; Wallemiaceae. The coding region runs from base 498 to 1166 and encodes 222 amino acids. The transcript is spliced from 7 exons.
AGUAAAGUAAUAAGGAAGUACAAAUAAAUAAUUUUAACGUGGGCCACCUCUACCUCUACCCCUUGGACCACCUCUAGGGCCACCUCUACCCCUCAUAGUUUUUGCUCUUUCUUUUAUGGCUUCUUUACGCUUAUUUACUUUUGGCUGAGGUGCGUCGUCUACUAGGAGAGUAUCGAGUGGAAGACUGUCAGGGAGGAUAACGUAUCUUAUGUUGUUCCCUCUAAUUGAUAUAGUAUCUAGAUUGCAAGCUGGAAGAUUCCUAGUGAUCAGUUUAACGCUACGAAGACUCACUUAUCAUAGUACCGUGUACUACAGAACCAUUCUUCAAUUCAAUCGUCACAGACUCGUUAUUUAAUUUCUGAAGGAACCUAUUAUUAUUUUAGGUAAAAUAGGUAAUAUAUAGACAAGAUACUAACCUGACUAAUUUCAUUUUUUAAUUAUAUCGACACUCUUGGUGGUAGCGGUGUAACGCUUUAGUUGACGACCAAGUGCUAGUAAUGGCUACAGAAGCAAGCUCAUACGAUUAUUUAUUUAAAGUAGUGUUAAUAGGAGACAGUGGCGUUGGUAAAUCUUCAGUCUUAUCCAGAUUUACUAGGAAUGAGUUCAAUAUGGACUCAAAGUCAACUAUUGGUGUCGAAUUCGCUACAAGAUCCUUGGAAGUUGAUCAGAAGACAAUAAAAGCUCAGAUUUGGGAUACAGCCGGUCAAGAACGUUAUAGGGCUAUUACUUCUGCUUAUUACAGAGGCGCAGUUGGUGCAUUACUGGUUUAUGAUAUAAGCAAACAGUCUAGUUUCGCGAACGUAGAGCGUUGGUUAAAGGAGCUCAAGGACCACGCAGACUCUAAUAUCGUUAUUAUGUUGGUUGGUAACAAAUCUGAUUUGAAGCACCUUCGCGCCGUACCUACUGCUGAAGCUCAAUCAUACACCGAGGAGAAAUCAAAGUUAGAGGAUGGUACAGAGUCUAGCAACCCUAUCAGAUUCAUAGAAACUUCCGCCUUGGAUUCUACCAAUGUAGAAGCAGCUUUCCAGAAUAUAUUAACUGAUAUUUAUCAAUUAGUUGCGACAAAGGCUUUAGAGGGCGGUGAUUCAAUAAAGCCUACUAAUGGGGAGACGAUAAAUGUACAGCCAACUUCAGAUUCUGAUAAUAAGAAGGCUGGUUGUUGUUGAUUUACUAGCGUGUAUACCAAUGAAUUUCUCUUUCACUCAGACUGUCAUGAUCUAUGAUCAGUACAAGUUAUAUGAGAAUAAAUAUUGCUUUAUAAUAAUUAAAUCUAAUCAAUCUGAUAAUUAUAAUAAACUUAUUAAAAUAUCGAAAUCUUUAGAUUUGCAGGUAGAAUUCGAUGAUAACGUAUACAAUAAUAAAGAUAUAAACCAAUUAUUGAAGUUGAUAGAGAUUGAUAAUGGUAGCUUAUCUAAAGUUACAACUUUUUAUGGUUUAGUUGGCUUUAUCAAGUUCACUAAAUAUCCGUACAUGAUCAUCAUAACUAAGAGAUCGCCAGUUGGAUUGUUAGGAGGUCACUAUAUUUAUCACAUUGAUG